CCAUAAGCUAUUCAAUCUCCACUCUGAUCAGCUACGGAGGAGCAGCUCGACGACCGUAUCCAUCCCCAAAAUAUUCGAAACUACCAUUGAAACCACACCACUGUCGUUGCCUGGCGACGUGUCCACUAUUGACCGGCUAACGUCCACUUCAUAUACACCAUGGUCAACAACACUGAAUACUACAAGGUCUUAGGGAUCUCCAAAGACGCCUCAGAAGCCGACAUCAAGAAGGCUUAUCGGAAAGCUGCUCUGGCCAGUCACCCCGACAAAGCGGCUGAAGGUCAACGAGAUGCUGCAGAAGCCAAAUUCAAGAAGAUUGGCGAGGCAUACGAAAUCCUUAGUGACUCGAACAAACGCGAAAUCUAUGAUCAACUCGGAGAGGAAGGUUUGAAAGGAGGUCGAGGUGGAGGAAUGGGCGGAAUGGGUGGCAUGCCCGGUAUGGGAGGCAUGGGCGGAAUGGGCGGAAUGGGCGGAAUGCCCGGUGGAUUCGAUGAUGGAUCUUCUUCUGGUCUUCCACCGCCAGGGGAGAUCGUCAAACCGCUCGCAUUGUCACUGGAGGAGCUUUACCGAGGCGGCACGAAGAGGUUAAAGAUCACGAGGAACUUGAGGACAGGUGGACAGGAGGAGAAGAUCUUAGAGGUGGCUUAUAAGGCUGGGUGGAAAGCGGGUACAAAGAUAAAGUUUGCAGGAUCAGGGAACGAGGAUGAGUAUGGACAGGCUCAGACAGUAGCAUUUGUCGUCGAGGAAAAGAAACACAAUCGAUUUGAACGACAAGGAGACGACCUCAUCAUUUCCCUCAACAUUUCACUAUCUCAAGCUCUCCUAGGACCCGAUGGAGGUGGAACGAUUUCCAAAGAGAUUGAACAAUUAGACGGACGUCGCCUGAAAGUUUCCCCGCCAGAAGGUAUUGUCCAGCCUGGAUCAGAGACGAGGAUUCAAGGAGAAGGCAUGCCAGUCUCUAAAGCCAAUUCCACAAAGAGAAAGGGAGACAUGAUCGUCAGGUGGAACGUUGUAUUCCCAUCGCGUCUGACUCCGAGUCAAAAGUCAGAAUUAAGAAAGGUCUUACCUUGAGCGGGUGCGGCACAGGCAAUGCACCAAUGUACAUCAUGUUCCAAUGGAAUGCACGUCCUGUUCGAAAUUUUCCGUGUGAGACCUGCACAAGGGUAUCAUAACAUGCAUGGUAUAGUAAUGUACUACAAGAUGAAUGACGAUCUUUUCCAAGAGAUCGUUGUGGGUAGGUCGUAACCGAGACAGAUGGCGCAAACGAACAACCCAAGAUUGAUAGCGUAGUCUGUCGGAGCGAAUUAUGCCAAGUUGAUAUCGUUAAGAGCGCAACAGACCGCAGCUCUGAGUGAAUUCGAUCAGCAAGGUAAGGGGCUCACACACUCAC
Molecule: messenger RNA, 1390 nt
Organism: Kockovaella imperatae
Lineage: Eukaryota; Fungi; Basidiomycota; Tremellomycetes; Tremellales; Cuniculitremaceae
Product: DnaJ domain-containing protein
Exons: 8
Coding region: 160-1071 (303 amino acids)
Biological process (GO): translational initiation
Cellular component (GO): cytosol
Molecular function (GO): protein-folding chaperone binding
Source: RefSeq, a predicted model, not a curated record